This is a messenger RNA of Chroicocephalus ridibundus (black-headed gull), 3072 nucleotides long. RefSeq names its product YTH N6-methyladenosine RNA binding protein F2 (gene YTHDF2). Gene Ontology annotation, cellular component: cytoplasm. The coding region runs from base 293 to 2035 and encodes 580 amino acids. NCBI's taxonomy places the organism in Eukaryota, Metazoa, Chordata, Aves, Charadriiformes, Laridae. The transcript has 5 exons. Gene Ontology annotation, biological process: mRNA destabilization. The record is from RefSeq and is a predicted model, not a curated record. Gene Ontology annotation, molecular function: N6-methyladenosine-containing RNA reader activity; mRNA binding.
AGCGCGGGGCGCGCGCGCGUGGAGCCGCGUGACGCCCGGGUGAAGCGCGCGCGCGCGUGUGGGCGCGAGGCGGCGGCGGGCCGGGGCCAUAGACGCGGGGCCGGAAGAGGAGAGAGAGAGGAGAGAGAGAGAGAGAGGAAAGGAGAGGCGAGUUGGGGCGGGGGGGGAGGGGGGUGGGUUGGCUAGAGCGUCGCCCCCAUCCGCCGCCGGCCAGCCCCAGUCCGCCAGGCCCCCGCGCCGCGCCCGGACAAAGCCGCCGCCCCGCCCCGCCCGCAGCCCCCGCCGCGGAGCCAUGUCGGCCAGCAGCCUCCUGGAGCAGAGACCCAAGGGCCAAGGCAACAAAGUGCAAAACGGAUCUGUGCACCAGAAGGAUGGGUUAAAUGACGAUGACUUUGAACCGUACCUGAGUCCCCAGGCCCGGCCGAAUAAUGCAUACACCGCAAUGUCCGAUUCCUACUUACCAAACUACUACAGUCCCUCCAUCGGAUUCUCCUACUCCUUAGGCGAAGCUGCCUGGUCUACGGGGGGUGACCCCCCCAUGCCCUACCUAACCUCCUACGGACAGCUGAGCAACGGGGAGCCUCACUUUCUCCCAGACGCCAUGUUUGGGCAGCCAGGGGCCCUUGGCAGCACUCCAUUUCUCGGGCAGCAUGGCUUUAACUUCUUUCCAAGUGGGAUUGACUUUUCGGCUUGGGGGAAUAACAGUUCUCAGGGACAAUCCACUCAAAGCUCUGGCUAUAGUAGCAAUUACGCCUAUGCCCCUAGCUCGCUGGGUGGAGCGAUGAUUGAUGGGCAAUCUGCCUUUGCUAACGAGACUCUGAACAAGGCUCCUGGCAUGAACACCAUCGACCAAGGGAUGGCAGCUCUGAAGCUGGGCAGCACAGACGUUGCAAGCAGCGUCCCGAAAGUCGUUGGUUCGGCUGUCGGUAGCGGAUCCAUUACCAGUAAUAUCGUGGCAUCUAACAGUUUGCCUCCGGCUACUAUCGCUCCUCCAAAGCCGACCUCCUGGGCUGACAUCGCUAGCAAACCGGCUAAGCAGCAGCCCAAGCUGAAGACCAAGAAUGGCAUUGCAGGUUCAAGUCUUCCACCGCCUCCGAUAAAACACAACAUGGAUAUCGGAACUUGGGAUAACAAAGGGCCGGUGGCGAAAGCCCCGUCGCAGGCCUUAGUUCAGAAUAUCGGUCAGCAGCCAGCCCAGGUGUCCCCCCAGCCCGUGGGCCAGCAGAUCAAUAACAGCCCACCGGUGGCACAGGCUUCAAGCGGGCAGCAGCCCCAGCCGCUGCCCCCGCCGCCGCCGCAGCCGGCCCAGCUGCCUGUGCCGCAGCAGGCGGCUCAGCCCACCCGCUGGGUUGCCCCUCGUAAUCGAGGCAACGGGUUCGGUCAAAACGGAGUGGACGGUAACGGAGUGGGACAGUCUCAGGCCAGUUCUGGUUCUGCUCCUUCGGAGCCGCACCCGGUCUUGGAGAAGUUGAGAUCCAUCAACAACUACAACCCCAAGGAUUUUGACUGGAACCCAAAACACGGCCGGGUUUUCAUCAUUAAGAGUUACUCUGAGGACGAUAUCCACCGUUCCAUUAAAUAUAACAUCUGGUGCAGUACAGAGCACGGCAACAAGAGACUGGAUGCCGCCUAUCGCUCCAUGAACGGGAAGGGCCCCGUUUACUUACUGUUCAGUGUCAACGGUAGUGGUCACUUCUGCGGAGUAGCAGAAAUGAAAUCUGCUGUGGACUAUAACACGUGUGCGGGGGUGUGGUCCCAGGACAAGUGGAAGGGACGUUUUGAUGUCAGGUGGAUUUUUGUGAAGGACGUUCCCAACAGCCAGCUGCGGCACAUCCGCCUAGAGAACAACGAGAAUAAACCAGUGACCAACUCCAGGGACACUCAGGAGGUGCCUCUGGAAAAGGCUAAGCAGGUGUUGAAAAUCAUUGCCACCUACAAGCACACCACCUCCAUCUUUGAUGACUUCUCACACUAUGAGAAACGCCAAGAGGAGGAGGAAAAUGUUAAAAAGGAACGCCAAGGCCGUGUCAAGUAAAAGGCCAUUCCUCCCUCAGAGACUGCAGCAGAGAUUGCAUCCCAGCUAUCUUUCAGAGAGAGAGAGAGAGAGAAAAGAAGAGCAAAAAUAUCCCGGAGAGAAUUAGGACUUUUUUUUUUUUUUUUCUUAAUUUCAUUGACUUCAAAAAGACUCUUACAAACUUGCAGUUUGAAAGGAAAAAAAGAAAAAAGUAUUGGAAUUUCACAAGACAUAGGACUUAAAAAAAAAGAAAAACCAACAAAAAAAAAAAAUCCCUUCUAGGUAGAGUAUAGGUAAAAACUGUCCCCUUUCUUUUGGCUUUGGUUGUGAUUUCAGAGCAUACGCUUUGUUUUUUGUCUUUUUACUAUGGUUUUUUUUUCGGAUUUUAAAGUCCGUAAGUGGCAUAUGCCUUUAUAUUUUAUUUCCGCCCCCCCCCCCCUCUUAAUUUUUAAACCCCCGCCGCUUCCCUUCCUUCCACCCCCUCGCGCCUCCUUCCCCUGGUUUUGACAUUUGCACUUGGAACACCGAGUUGUAACAUCCACCCAGGAAAGUGGAGUAACUGGUUUGGGUUUUUUUUUUUUUCUUCCCCCCCACCCCACCCCACCCCUCACCGCCCUGGCCUGGAAGAGGAGGAAUUCUACAAGGAAGUUGGGGUUUUGGCCUAAGAAGAAUUGAACAGAACUUGUCCACGAGGUUGUGUCUUAAAGGUGGUUCAUUUUUCUCUGACCCUUCGUUACUCAAAAGUCAAGUACUAGGAGUCCUAAGAAAUGUUCCGUUCUCGUGCAUUAUACGGAUUUACAGAUUUAAGUUCUGGAUUAACUUGAUUUUUAUUUUUUUUUUUUUUUUUGGAAAGCUGAGAACAGUGGUAAAAACUGGUUUUGUUUACAGGAAAAUGAAUUUUGGACGAAAACAAACGGGGGAGGGGGGCGGGGGGGGGGAAGAAAUCUUGUAAAAUGUGUAGUGAAUAUGUUUCUUCAGUUUCUUGUUAAGCCAAUGAGGAAUGGGCGUUGCCUUUCUUUUCACCAUUAAUCACUUCUCAAUAAUAAACGUGAGAUCCU